CAGGCUGCGCGUGCGUUCCCAAGAAAGAAACCGACCUUUUUUUGACUGUUCUGCCAAAAUGGAGCGGUCACGUGCCGCCUAUUUCACCCAGAAGGAACUGAACAUUAUUUUGGAGAGCUUUGAACAAUACAGAGACAUCAUCACAACUAAAGGCAACACUGCUGCUGCCAAUAAGGCAAGAGAGGAGUGCUGGAAAAAAAUUGCUGAUCGUGUAAAUUCCUGCGGUACGUGCAGCGUGCAACGGACGUGGCAGCAGAUAAAGACCAAGCACAAGAACAUCCUCCAGAGUGCAAACAGGAGGGAAAAAUAUGAAAAGAGGAAGAUAGCCGGGGGACCAGCUCUGGUGGAUGUCACAGAUUCAGAGGAGCCGGCUCCUUCGCCCAGUCGAGAGUGUCCAAUCACAGAGGGAACACAAGGGGACGUUACGUCUGUCACUGGUGCUGGUGGCUCCCAGCAAAAUGUGUACGUCCAAGUCGUGGGAGAUACUAUGGUUUUGCUGGAGUCACCACCAGCACACACUCAUAUUGAUCCCCAAACAAAGGAGGACAUCAAUGAUGAGGCGACACACUCAGGGCUGACUGGAGAGGAAGGUGUACAAUACUCCCCUCAGCGUGUGGCCUCCACCUCUACGUCCCCAGAAACACAAAAAGUUGGAACAGACACUGUGACGGCGUUAUAUAAAAGAAACUUGGAACUGGACAACAUUAAAAAAGAAUUGGAAAUAAAAAAGCUCAAAUUAGAAAUAGAGCAACUGGAGAAGCAAAGACACAGCAUCUUCUCGAACGAAUAAAAAUAUAAAACACAUUCUGUGAUCCUCCGCAAAGUUCAAGUUGAAAUAGUCAAACACAAGCUUACAAAUCCAAAUGAAAGUCGUAACACCUUCAUGCUACAUUCACG
Messenger RNA from Thalassophryne amazonica, 897 nucleotides. RefSeq lists its product as uncharacterized. Gene Ontology annotation, cellular component: nucleus. NCBI's taxonomy places the organism in Eukaryota, Metazoa, Chordata, Actinopteri, Batrachoidiformes, Batrachoididae. The record is from RefSeq and is a predicted model, not a curated record. The transcript has 8 exons. Bases 59 to 790 code for a protein of 243 amino acids.